Messenger RNA from Dentiscutata heterogama, 1822 nucleotides. Lineage: Eukaryota; Fungi; Glomeromycota; Glomeromycetes; Diversisporales; Gigasporaceae. The record is from the annotation of a GenBank genome assembly.
UCUUUUGACAUCAUUAGCAAGUAAUCCAUCAGGAAAAUCAAUAAUACUUGACUUUGUUACUGAUACUGUUGAUGAUACGUUAAAUUGUAUUGAUAAACAAGGAUUACCUGAAGUUUCGCGUGGAUUAUUGUCCUUAUUUUUGGACUUUAUAAACACCAGUAGCACCGCGAAUUUCGUAUAUGAUCUUAUUAUGGAAUUUUUAUUUUCAAUAUGUAAUCAUUCUAUAAUAAGUUCUGGGGUUGUUAUCCCUGCAAUUGAUGAUUUAUCACUUAUUAUUGACAAUUUAUUGGAUUAUGUGAAGAUAGGAAGGAAUGUCCGGCUUCAGAAUCAAUCAUUGAUCAUUUUGAAAAAAAUAGUAGAAACAGAAAUAGGUGUAUUAAUAGUCUUAACUAAACAAGAAUAUCGGCAAUUUAUUGGUAAUAUGAUUACCUGGGUCCCAAAUCUUUUAAGAUCACCAGAUCUCAGAAUGCAAGACUUGAAUAUUGCAUAUAACUUAGUGGUUUUUAUUCUAAAGGUCAUCUCGUAUAUUCCUCGCAUCGACGAUGAAUCAAUUGAUAUUGAAGAAAUUAACUCGCUAUCGAUGUUAAUCGAAGCUCAUAAAGAUCUCGAAAUUCUUAAUGCAUAUGAUAAUAUCGAACAACAUGUUCUCGAGCUUUCAUUCGAUUCUAAUCGUAUUGAUGAGGACAUUAUACUUGACAAUCAUUUAUGUCAAUCAAUUGUUAAUGUAAUCCGUACAUUAAAGGAGCAUUUACAUGCCUAUGCUCGCACAUUAAAACAAAACGACCGUUCAGUCAACCGAGAUGAUGUUAUAAAAAAAUAUGACCUGAGAAUGCUAGAAGUUGCUAAAACACUUCAUAAUGACAAUGUUUCAUCAAACAAUGGGAUUAAUAGAGCAAGUAAUUUGGGCGCAAUAAUUGAUGAUUAUCCAGAUAUUCCUUUUUACGAUGUUGUGGAGGAUCCUGAAGGAAAAGACAUUGUGGGUGGAUUAUUUAAUGAACCUGAUGUAGAUAUAGAUUUUGAUGCUUUUUCUAAGGAGAUGUUACCUAACUUCCAAUUUCAUAAAAAAAUGAAAAUGUCUGAGGAUAAUUCGGCCACAGGCAGGAAGCUUUUAAAAACACGCACAUUGAGCAAACUAGGUGGCAUCGCAUACGAGAGCAAUGCACGACGAAAUCUUGGAGGAGGUAAAACGUAUCAAAAAAAUGAAUUUCGUAGCAUACAUAACAAUCGAAAAGCGAAUACCAGUCGUCCACCUUCGGUUCAUGUAGAUGAUUUUAUGUCUGGAAAAAUCCCAGCAAACCAGCAACAUCCAGACAUGAUGGCCCCAGCAUCCACAGCUACGACAUCUGCUAAUGUAACAUCUACAAAAAAAAUGAAUGUUUCCAAGCGCGGAGGAAUCACAACAGCAGUUCCUAGCACUCAAGUAACUACGAGUAGCCGUGGCGGACGCGGACGACGACCCAGUACGAGCUCAACAUCGACUUCACGCGGUGCUUCACGCGGUGCAAGUAGCAGCCCUCCAUCCCUCCCGAUGUUGAUGGGUCAGCCAAUAUCAAAAUAUAAUAUUGGACGGAUAGACGGCCAACGUGAUUAUACCCGUUAUGAUAACCAAACCAUGCGUACGGGUUAUUACGAUAAUCAAUAUUAUGGCAUUCCAUCGCCAAUGACACCUUAUGAUCGCCCACCUGUACCACAAUCUGCACCAGGGCUAGGUCCUAGAAUCAAAGGAGAAAACAGAGGACGAACGAUUGCACAAGAAUGGCCUCCACGCUCCGUUACUUCUCAACCAGCACGACGGCCUGAGCGUCCGUUUGGUAGAAGAUGA